Messenger RNA from Fusarium poae, 954 nucleotides. RefSeq lists its product as uncharacterized. The transcript has 2 exons. The record is from RefSeq and is a predicted model, not a curated record. NCBI's taxonomy places the organism in Eukaryota, Fungi, Ascomycota, Sordariomycetes, Hypocreales, Nectriaceae. Bases 1 to 954 code for a protein of 317 amino acids.
AUGUCCGUUUCAAACUUAAUUUCCACUACCCCAAACCACCAUAUUCGUCUUGACGAACCAAUCUCAAACAAUGAUAGUCCUCCCUCCAUGAAGAACGCUGAGAGCUCCGCGGAAAUACAACAGGCUUUCAGGGCUGGCAAAGAGCAUGUAGUGGCAUGGUCACCGCAGGAGGAUGCACGUAUCGAGCAAGCCAUGCAAGACCUUGGAUCUUACCUAACCGAUCUUGAGCACUCUCUUUCUUAUGAGGGAACAGACAAAAAGGUCGUAUGGCGAAAGUCAUGCUGGUUUGCCAGUCACGGUAUCGGUCAUCCAUUCCUAGACUCUGAAUCGGACAUUGCCAAGUUCGAUGGAGAUCUCAAGGAUGGUCUGACUGGUCUUCAAGCCCUACACGACCCACGAAUUCGUGACUCUAUGCAUUGUCUCAAGUCAUUCUUGGACAGUGCCUUGGUCGAGACCAGUAUGGCAGUCGGUAUCGACCCAGAUCUCGUACAGCGAUGCACUGUACGCUACAGAGCUAUCAAGUAUACACCUCACGCUGGUGCCCCAGGAGGCAUUGGUCUUCACCCAGAUGGUAACCUACUAUCUGCUCUCAUUACAAAUGGACCCGGACUCCGUGUCUAUGACCUCGAUGGUACUGUCCGAUUCCCUGGACAUAAGGGUACUAUCAUGAUGGGUGGAUCAACGCUCUACCGUUGGGCAAAUGAGUUUUUACCCACCUUUCACGACGUUGAUAUCAGUGGCGAUGAAGUCAAGGUUUCCAUUGUGGCAUUCUUCAAUUUCCCCGACAUGCAAACGAUACCAAGGAACGUGAGCACUCAGGAUGAAGGAUUCUUUCAUGAUAUUCGACGUAUCAAAGAGGAUGACAAGUUGCCCCAUGGGGAGCUAUCACCGUUGUGGGAUAUUAUUAUCAAGAACCAUAAUCUUUCCCUGCCACCAGUUCGUGCAAGUGGAUGA